CCCCGGAGAACUUCUGCCCAAUCAAAGAGCGGUUUGAAUGAUCGACACUUCCGUGCGCAUGCGCAGUGUUGCUCUGACUGUAGCGCGGGAGUACAGUGGUACAAUGGGAAGGACGUUCAUAGACACAGCAGUUGUCAACAGUGUCGAAUGGUCUGUUCCAUCCUGUUGACAUGGAGGAGGAAUUCUCGCAGUCCCUCACCCCGCCUGUAUCCCCAUCUGCUCUGGAUCAUUAUGGUGAAUCUGCUCCCAGUCGGCCUCCCUGCUUCACCUGUGCUUAUGAACCAGGUAGAGAAGAGACAGGACGACUGUCAUCAAAUGGCUACAUCAGCAGAGGAGCCCUGAAGAGGUUGCUGUUAAAGCUCGAUCCAGCUCCUGCGGAUUUUGAGGGGGACAUGGUUGAUAUUUUUGACUUCCCAUGGGUGACAGAAACAGCGCUGGUAGAAUCUACCAAACUUCUGUUUGGCUUGUUCAGACAAAAGGUGUUCAAACUGGAGACACUGGUGCAGUCCAGCUCACAUGAUUUUGGUCAAGCGAGCAGUCUUCAUUAUGAGGCAGAGGAACUCAGACAGCAGUGUGUGCUGUUCCUCAGCUAUAUCAAGGUCUUCAUUUACAGGUUUUUGGAGCCCUCACAAUCCCUAGAUGAAGGUCCUGUUCAUCCCUUUAAAGAUGCGGAAGCUCAGCUGCCCUCAGUCUUGGUGGAGGAGCUCUUCAGUAUCACACAGCUUAUUGGACGAAUCAAAAAUCUGCCAGCCAACGUCCAGAGUGCUCUUACGAUUCAGCAUCAGGGAAAGCUCUUUCCUCCAUCUUGGCAAUUAUUGCAUCUGCACCUGGACAUCCACUGGUCUGUUCUGGAGAUCCUGCACCUGUUGGAGCAAAGGAUGAUGGGUCAGGUAGUUUAUGCGCACCAGUUCGUGAAUUUGACCGGCGAGACGCUCACAAACAUCAGUCUGUUUGAGGACCAGGUCAACAGCCUGCUCUGUGAUCUCAUUGGCCUGGCCAUGAACAAAUAUAAUAAGGUGAGACCAACAGAGACUUUGACCACCCAUCACUAUCACUGCCUGUGCACAAAGGAACUAUGGAUCCUACUCAUACAUUUACUAGAGCACAGGAGCAAAACCAUACACACUCAGUCUUUUUGGAGUUACGUAAAUGCCCUGCUGCAGACUGUCCUGAAGGGGAUGCCUUCAGGAGACCGUGACCCAGGUCUCCCCAUACACUGUAAAGACCCUGAGGGCUUCACCUGGUGGCUGCUCACACACCUGGCCCAGAUUGGGAUGCACAACCAGAACGGCAUUGCUCAACAGGAGAAACAACUUGAGGAUAAUUGGAACUUUGUGAUGGGGCUGCUGAAGUCUAGCUGUGAUCCAAAGAAAGCUGCACAGGAGGAACAGAUACGAAUGAUUGUUCACUGCUGCCUCAGCCUCAGCUUGAUGUGGGCCCCAAAUGUCAGUGCUGUCACAACACUCUGGGAGUAUUACAGCAAAAAUCUAAACAGCUCUUUCACCGUGCCCUGGUUAGGUGUGUCAGGGCUGGGCAGUAUCAGCAGGACUCCUCUCUGUCUGCUGCAGCAGGCUAAGAGCUGCUGUAGCCCUGCAUCUGUCGGCUCCAACUCUCACACGCAGCUCUACCGCUCAACCAACUCCUUCCAUAUCUUCCUGCAUAUUCUGGCCCUUCACCUGAGCCAGGAACAUGCUGGCGGCGCCCCCUGGAGACAGAUCAAGGGCAGACUCUACUCAAAGUUCCACCAGAGGAGAAUGACGGAGCUCUCUGACACAGGCCUGCUGCACUUCCUGCUGCUUUUCCUGGUCCUGGCGCAGUGUGCGGAGCUGGAGGAUGUGGCCAGCCGAGCGUGCGACUUACUUGCCAUGCUGCCCGCUGACUCCACGCCCCCUGCCCUGCGUGCGCUGCAGUGGAGGGGCCAGCUGGCUCUCAUGCUAUUGUAUUUGGAGAGGGGAAUGGAUGCUGGCGCACUUGCGGGGCAGUUGGCCGCCUACUUCAGCCAAGCGGCCCGCGAGUUCUACCUGAAGACCACCGAGCCUUCGCGCAAGCUAGCUCUCUGGGCACCACUUAGCUCGUACCUGGAGGGGGUGAGCGAGGUGUUUGAGACAAGUCCUAAUCUUACGCUAUCAGAGGAAAGGCUUCUGAACGAGGGCUUUGGACUGCUACUGCCUGCCUGUCGUCAGUCCGAGCUCAGCUCCGCUUUGGGCUUCCUGCAGACACUGCUGGCACAAUUACGGAGAGUUCACCAGCGCUGUGGCCAGCCGUCUCACUCUGUAGACUCUUUCAGUUGGGUUCCUCUCCCCAGCGUGGCUAAAGAGCGCCACCAAGCGGUGGCAGCGGCACUCUGGUCUCACUUCUUCCCCUUCCUGUGCAGCAUGAGGCUUUCCCAGACCCCCCCGCCACAGCUCGCGGACGCCGCAGCAGGCUUCACAUUGUUGGCAUUAGACAUGCCUGGCUCUGCCCCUCAAAACCUACAGCCCCACCCCAUCCAGUCCAUUAUGCAAAGCUUCGGCUGGGAUGAAAUGCUCCACCCCCUGCUGGUAACCCACUAUCUAAAUCACCUGCUGCAAAAUGGAGAGCUGGUCAGUUGGGUAAGCUCUGGGCCAGGUUCAGGUUCGGCCCAGGCUUUAUGUGUGCGUGCCUGGAUCCGCUGUGUUCUACAACAGUACCUCCAUAAAAGCCAAGAUGCUCCAGAUACAAGAGCAGGCAGAAAUCUGGAUGAACAGCUGGCCGAGUUAACCAGACAGGUUCUGCGACUUCCAGAAGUGGAGUCUGUGCUGCAGAGAGCCGGCCUGCAUCCUGCUGCUGCCAAAGAUCCCAAACCUGCAAUGGCUGUGUUCAUCAAGGCUGUGGGUCGAUCAUACUGUGAGCUCCAGCUCCUCUCUGAGCGUUCUUCAGCGGUGUCCCGAGCACUGGAGUAUGUAGGAGACAUCCUCAAAUAUAUCAAGCCUUACCUGCUAAACAAGAGCCGGGAGGGUCUACAGCUGGCAUACUGGACUGCAGGCUACUUGGUCAAGCACUGGAGCCACCUGUUGGCCACCUCGAAAGCUCAGCAGCUGCUCUUCCGCAUUGUAGAUGUGCUGUUACUGUCCCACGCUCUUCUGCAACAGGACAGUGGAGCACACACUCAAAUGCUUUCAGCCCUCAAAGAAAGCUUGCCUCUGUUCCUGCAGGGUUUGUCAGUGGCGGUGAGUGUGUCCCAAUCUCAGGGGGCAUACCUAAAGCAGCAGCUGCACAGUGUUAUUUCCCAGUACCUGAGCCGCUUUCUCCCAUCCACACCCUCUACUGGAGCGGUGGUCAAUCAUCCUGUCCUGCUGGCAGCCUGCGAAUCAACACCCACUCCACAGGGGGAAAGACUCAGGAGGAGCAUUCUGCAUGUGCUGAGAGAGAACUUCCUCCAGUUUAAAGGUGUCGCUCCUCCACCUCGACUCGCUGCUGUUCUCUCUUUCCUGUUGGAGCUCCUGAAACGGAACAAUGACAGAGAUCCUGCCUUACUCACAGUUCCACUUCCUUUGGUGCUGCGCUGUCUGAUGCUGGUCAACGAACCACAAGUAAAGAGGCUGAGCACGGAGGUUACGCAGCUUAUUGUGGAGCGGUGCACUGCUAUAGUAGGAGAGCAGCCAUGUGAACACACCACUACUAUUCUACGGGCCUUCGUGGAAGAGAAUGAAGGUGUAUACGACCAGCAAGUGUAUAAUGUUCUAGAAGUUGUGGCUGUCCUUCACCCCUUCACAGUGACGGCCCUUAUUCCCUUUCUGUCACUGAGCCUUAGAAAGACAGAGUGCAAGAGAGGUCUGGGAAAAAAUACCUCACUCAGGAAUGGCUAUAGGAGGCUGCUGGCCCUGCUUGGAGACAGUGGACAGGCUGAGAUGAUUAGUUUAGAAGAAGACUGAUUUGAAUCAACUCUCAAUACUCUUUUGUAAAAGGGUUUACAUGGUGUAGACUUUAUAGUGGAUAUUGUGAAUAAACUUUGUUUGAAUA
Molecule: messenger RNA, 3981 nt
Organism: Carassius gibelio (silver crucian carp)
Lineage: Eukaryota; Metazoa; Chordata; Actinopteri; Cypriniformes; Cyprinidae
Product: protein MMS22-like
Exons: 25
Coding region: 171-3893 (1240 amino acids)
Biological process (GO): replication fork processing; double-strand break repair via homologous recombination
Cellular component (GO): nuclear replication fork
Source: RefSeq, a predicted model, not a curated record